AUGGCAGACUCUGUCAGCCUCAUCGCCACGUGCACCCUGCUCACCAUUCUGCAUGCUGUGAUGGCGCCAAGGCAGGACCCGUGGAUUCUCAACGCCACCGUGCGCGACAACAUCCUUAUGGGGGCGGCGGGCGACACAGCGGCAGCAGCGGUGGACGAGGGGCGGUAUCAGCGAGCCAUAGACGUGUGUGCGUUGAGGCACGACCUCGCCAUGCUGGCCGGUGGUGACAUGGCUGAGAUCGGCGAGCGAGGCAUCAACCUGUCGGGCGGGCAGAAGCACCGAGUGGCGCUGGCAAGGGCGGUGUAUGCGCGGGCCGAUGUGGUGCUGCUGGACGACCCGCUCAGUGCCGUCGACACUCACGUGGGCCGCCACCUGUUCACGGAGUGCAUCUGUGGUGAGCUGGCGGGGACCACGCGUGUGCUGGUGACACAUCAGCUGCAGUAUGCAUCUCAUGCUGAUGUCAUCAUCGUCAUCAGAGCAGGCCAUGUGGCUGCCAUGGGCACAUUUGACGAGCUGCAGGGCAGGGGCGUGGACUUGGCACUGUGGGACGAGAAGCAGCAGGAGCUGGAUGAGCAAGGCAAGGCCACAUGGCAAGACGGCCCUGCUGCUGCUACUUUACCCGUUCUCACUACUGCGACAGCACCCGAGCCAAUUGCACGCAGCAGUGAUGCGGCACAUAGGCCCAGCAGCGGCAGCGGCAGCGGCAGCACAGGGGAUGCGGCUGGUGGAAGCACGAGCAAUAGCAGCGGUGCUUCAGAGAGUGACAACGACCUCACACGCCCACUGCUGGCUGUCUCCUCCACAUCCACACAUCCAGCAGCCAGCACCACCGCCCCUCCUGCUCGUAGUGGCAGCGCAGGCAGCAGCGGUGGCACUGCAGGGGGUGGGAAGAAGCAGAGGGCGGUGGGGCAGCUGGUGGAGGAGGAGGGGCGAGCAGAGGGCGGGGUGGCAGCAGGCGUGUACUGGGAGUACCUCAGGGCGUGGGGUGGGCGGGCGGGCUGGCUCAUGCCGGUGGCGGUGCUGGCGGUGUUUGGUGUGUCGCAGUCACUCAAAGUGGCCAGUGAUGCCUGGCUCGCUGUGUGGACCGCCAAGACCUCCCAAGGCUCCUCCUCUGCUCCCUUCUUCCUUGUACGCCUCCUGCCUUGUUGCUGCUUCUGCCUCACCCCUCUGCUCCAUUCUUUCUUAUCUUGUGACGCAUCGCACAGGCUGUGUGUUUCUUCAACCACAUUUUCUCCCCUGCCCCCUCGCUCCUCGCACCAGCUCGUCUACAGCCUCGCCACUCUGGCCACGGGGCUCCUCUCCUCCCUCCGCGGGGUGCUGCUUGCCUUGGGCUGCCUCACAGCAGCACGCUCGCUGCACUCGCGCCUGCUCGCCCGAGUGCUGCGCCUGCCCAUGGCGUUCUUUGACUCACAGCCCUCCGGCCGCCUGCUGAACCGCUUCACACGCGACAUGGAGCAGAUGGACCUGCAGCUGCCCGACACGCUGCUCUCCUACCUCUCCUGCCUCUUCCAGGUCGUCUUUGCCAUCGUGGUGAUAGUCAUCGUCACACCGCCCUUCCUCCUGCCGCUCAUCCCGCUGCUCCUCCUCUACCGCCGCAUUCAGGCCGUCUACAUCGCGGCCUCGCGUGAGCUCAAGCGCAUCGACUCGCUGGCCCGCUCGCCCAUCUUCGCGCACUUCAGCGAGACCCUCACCGGCCUCUCCACCGUCCGCGCCUUCCGCCGCCAGCGCGCCUUCUCCGCGCGCAACAGCCUCAACCUCGACCGCGCCUCGCAGGCCUACCUCGCAGCCAUGGCGUCCAACCGCUGGCUCGGGCUGCGUCUGGAGCUGAUCGGCGCGGCGAGUGUGUUUGCCACCGCGUGCUUCUGCGUCGUCGGUGGUGUUGCUGCUGCUGCUGCGGCAGCAGCGGCGGCUGGUGGGGGCAGCGGCAGCAGCACGGGCUCGUGGGCUGCUGGCUUUGCGGGGCUGGCGCUGACGAGUGCAUUGUCAAUCACGGGGUACAUGAAUUGGAUGGUCAGGAUGAAUGCUGAGCUGGAGUCGCAGAUGAACGCUGUGGAGCGCAUUCUCGAGUACACCACUCUGCCCACCGAGGCGCCAGAUGUGGUCGAAUGUCGCCGCCCGCCUGCGGACUGGCCGCAGCAAGGAGUGAUAGAGGCAGAGGGAGUGGUGGCGAGGUACCGCCCGGAGCUGCCCCCCGUGCUGAAAGGACUCACCUUCUCGAUUAGAGCAGGUGAAAAAGUGGGCGUGUGUGGUCGCACGGGCAGCGGAAAGACGACGCUAACCAUGGCGCUGUAUCGAAUAGUGGAGCUGAGUGCAGGGAGGAUAGUGAUCGACGGUGUUGAUGCUGCGAGCAUUGGGCUGUGGGACUUGCGGUCGCGCCUCUCCCUGGUGCCACAGGACCCGGUGGUCUUCUCCGGCACCAUCCGGUGGAACCUUGAUCCCUACACUGCUGUUGAAGGGGCCGGAGGAGGGGAGCAGGAAGCGAGGAAUGGGUGGAAUACGGAGGGGAAGGGCAAUGGUGGAAGGGUGCGAGGGGAUGUGGAGUUGUGGGAGGCGCUGACGCAAGCCGGCGUGGCGGAUGCGGUGAGGGCGUUGCCAGGUCAGCUCGACGCUGAGGUGGCGGAGGGUGGUGGCAACCUGAGUGUGGGGCAGAGGCAGCUGCUGUGCCUGUCACGCGCACUGCUGAGGCGCUCGCAUGUGCUUGUGUUGGACGAGGCUACAUCGAAUGUGGACACAGCAACAGACGCGGCGGUGCAGGCAGCGGUGAGGGGAGGGGCGUUUGCAGCGUGCACAGUGAUCACCAUCGCCCACCGCCUGCACACCAUUGUGGACUGCCACCGGGUCAUGCUGCUCGAGGAUGGACAGGUGGCAGAGCUUGAUUCGCCGGUGGCGCUGCUGCAGGAGAGGACGUCGAGGUUCUCAGCGUUUGUGGAUGCCACCAUGCCAAGAGAAGCUGCUGCUCUGCGCCGAAUUGCUUCGGCAAAGUCUGUGGCGGCGAGCAAGGGAUGA
Closterium sp. Naga37s-1 is the source of this 3006-nucleotide messenger RNA. NCBI's taxonomy places the organism in Eukaryota, Viridiplantae, Streptophyta, Zygnematophyceae, Desmidiales, Closteriaceae. The record is from the annotation of a GenBank genome assembly.